This is a messenger RNA of Prunus armeniaca (apricot), 1131 nucleotides long. Lineage: Eukaryota; Viridiplantae; Streptophyta; Magnoliopsida; Rosales; Rosaceae. The record is from the annotation of a GenBank genome assembly.
AUGCUGUGGAUUAUUAGAUUCUCUGGCUUCUUCUCUGCUGCAAUGCUCAUGAUCGUUCUCUCUCCGUCUCUCCAAUCCUUCCCUCCCGCCGAAGCCAUCCGAUCCUCUCACCACCACCACCUCGACUACUCUUACCUCCGCCUUCCUCCUCCGGUUCUCCUCUCCGAUUCCGGUUCGAUGGUCCGAGCAGGAGGCCGCCUCAACUUCCGAAAGGCCUCGGCAUUCCGCAAUUCCAAUGAAUGUGCAUCCCCAAGUGCCAAGACCCAAAUCGGGGAUGCGUGCGAUCCCAAUUUGGUACACGUGGCCAUCACUCUGGAUGUUGAGUAUCUCCGUGGGUCAAUCGCCGCCGUCCACUCUGUCCUGCAGCACUCGCUGUGCCCGGAGAGUGUCUUCUUCCACUUCCUCGUCUCGGAGACGAAUCUGGAAGCCCUGGUCCAAUCCACUUUCCCGCAGUUGAAGUUUAGGGUCUACUACUUCGACCCACGGAUGGUACGGAGCCUGAUCUCCACGUCGGUGAGGCAAGCGCUGGAGCAGCCGCUCAAUUACGCCCGCAACUACUUGGCGGAUCUGCUGGAGACCUGCGUCGAGCGGGUCAUCUACUUGGACUCUGAUCUCGUCGUCGUCGAUGAUAUUUCCAGGCUCUGGACCACCAGCCUCGGUUCCAGAACCAUCGGGGCGCCCGAGUACUGCCACGCCAACUUCACCAAAUACUUCACCCCCGCUUUCUGGUCGGACAAGCGGCUUUCCGGCACAUUUGAUAGCCGGAAACCCUGUUACUUUAACACCGGCGUCAUGGUCAUAGAUCUGAUAAAGUGGAGGCGGGGCAGGUACACCAAGCGGAUCGAAAAGUGGAUGGAGAUCCAGAAGAACCGCCGGAUCUACGAGCUCGGAUCGCUGCCACCCUUCCUUUUGGUUUUCGCGGGACACGUGGCGCCCAUCGAGCACAGGUGGAAUCAACACGGCUUGGGAGGCGAUAAUGUAAAGGGCAGCUGCCGUGACCUCCAUUCCGGUCCGGUUAGCCUCCUGCAUUGGUCCGGCAGUGGCAAGCCCUGGCUCAGGCUGGACUCCAAGCGGCCCUGCCCGCUCGACGCCCUCUGGUCACCCUACGACUUGUACGGACACACUAAAUGA